AUGUCCGACAUUCACCUUCGGGAAACAGGAGGCAGUCAGACACCCAGGACGAAGCCAGCGCCCAAAUCAUCCGCGAUUUCGGUCCCGUUCACGUACACUCCGAGUGAUGAUGGCACGGACGAAAACCUACUGGUUCUCCUACAUGGGUUAGGAGACACACAUGUGCCGUUUGGCAAACUGGGCAACCAGCUGAAGCUCCCACAAACCGCGACGCUUGCUCUCCGCGCGCCCGAACAAAUCCCGUUUUUGUACGAACAGGCUUUCCAGUGGUACACCUCUUUCGACCCACUCGGCGAGCUGCUCGAACAGCCCAAUCCCACUCCCGCCCUCGACCUACUCGACCGUGUCCUCGCGCACCUCACAGGCGACUGCGCCUGGCCACCCGGCCGCAUCCAUCUUUUCGGGUUCGCCCAAGGCGGGACCGUCGCUGCCGAGUACACCCUUCGCUGGUGGCGCGCCGAGCUCGAGCGGCAGCGCGCCGACGCUGGCUACGCGCUGCGCCCGCUCGGGACGGUCGUGAGCGUGAGCGGGUCGCUGCUUUCGUACCCAACGCUGUCGACCCUCUGCCCGACGCCCGUGCUGUUGUUCCACCGUGCACCGCCCGCGGAGAGCGCGCUCAAGGCGGCAGACCUCUCGGCGUUUAGGAAGGGGUUCAGCCAUUUCGUCGAGGUCCAGAGGGGCUCGAGGGAUGGGAUGCCCGCGUCCAAGGAUGAGUGGGAGCCGAUCAUGAGGUUCUGGAGCGAGAGGCUCAGCAAAAGACCGAUGGAGGGGUUGUAUGAGGUCAUGAGCGGUACGGUAGCAUAG
Messenger RNA from Rhodofomes roseus, 804 nucleotides. RefSeq lists its product as uncharacterized. NCBI's taxonomy places the organism in Eukaryota, Fungi, Basidiomycota, Agaricomycetes, Polyporales, Fomitopsidaceae. The record is from RefSeq and is a predicted model, not a curated record. Bases 1 to 804 code for a protein of 267 amino acids. The transcript has 3 exons. Gene Ontology annotation, molecular function: hydrolase activity.